Cantharellus anzutake is the source of this 881-nucleotide messenger RNA. RefSeq lists its product as uncharacterized. Lineage: Eukaryota; Fungi; Basidiomycota; Agaricomycetes; Cantharellales; Hydnaceae. The record is from RefSeq and is a predicted model, not a curated record. The transcript has 9 exons. Bases 162 to 647 code for a protein of 161 amino acids.
UUUCCUUCAGCCCCCAAGAUUACUGGACAGCUUUCAAGCUUGUUUUGUCUGUAGACCUCUUGCAACAACGCAAAUCACAUUGUCCAACACGUCGGAACCUAAACUCCUGUUCAUAGCUUAGUAUCCUGAACCCUUGGUAUUUGUGAUAUUACACUCUGGCGAUGGCACCACAUAUCCUCAAGCAACUCCGCUAUAUCGCUUUCGGAGCUGCAACUACUUGGUACUUCAACGUUCCCAAGCACAUCUCUGAGGUGUUGGAUAGGGGUGUGACAACUCUCCCAGGAGCUUUGACUGUCACAAGUAUUGCUCUGCAAAUACUUGCUGUCGGAGUAUUUCUUUACAUCUUGGUUUAUCUUCCUCGCAUCAAAGGGAUUCAUCCUGACUACUCUCAUUGGCCGCAAAAUGAACUAUCUACUGCGGUCCCAUGGCUAACGUUCGGGAUUAUUGGGGGAUGGAGCUCCCUCUUCUAUGCACUCUGGAGCUAUACAGAACUCGUGCUCUGGAAGAGCAUCGUAGCCAGUCUUGGGUUCUAUGCUCUGACAGUGGGCAUUAUCGGGCUGAUCCCAACUCCAACACCGCCUCCCCGACCAGAAGGUGCCGAAGAGGAUGACUCGACCCCGGACGGAAAUCACUCUCAUCACGACUGAAUUUCUGAGGUUUCUCGUUUGUGCGAAACGCCUUGAUUGAUCACGUCUAUUGGAUCUAUUGGAUAUGAGAAUACCUUGCUAUCAUGGAACUUUGGCGGGAGUAUCAGCGUUUGUGCGAACACUGCGUGCAUCGGUAUCCAACCCUCACUGUAGCCCAUGUGGGUUCGAGAACACAGAUCUAUGACUCUGGGCGUUAUCCAGAGAAUUGAUUGCAAAUGUAAACGUCAAUCGGUU